AUGUCUUAUGACGGCUACACCACCAUCUUCCUCCCCCUGAACUACGAGUUCGUCAGGGCACGAGAGGCCUGUGGGAAAAUGGCUGCCGCCUCCUGGCUCAGCGUGGGCCUGUCCUUCCGUGGGUCCAACAUCGUCCCCCAGUUCUUCUGGGACGUCCCCCGUCUGCUGAAGAUCACCUUCUCCGAGAAGAACAUCGCCAUCGAUGCGACUGUGACUUCAGGAACAGCCUUUGGUGUUGUCUGCUUCAUUUCCAUCGUUAUCUCGUACACACGCCUCUUCCAGGUCAUACUGAGUAUGCCGACUGCCGUGGGCUGGGCCAAAGCCUUCCUCUGUCUGCCUCAUCUCGGUGUCGUCACUGUUUUCCUCCGUGCUAGUAUAUUAUUCUACAUCAAGCCACCCGCAGACUCCUCCUUGAUCAUGGACCUGCUGGUGUCCGUGUCCCCCUCCCUGAACCAUCUCAUCUACUGCCUGAGGAACAAGGACAUGCAGGCUGCCAUAGCUUCGACCUUCUCACUGUCCUUCUGUGUGUCCAAGAUUGUCCAGCCGUUUUUCUGUUACAUCCUCUCCCUACUGAAGAUCACCUGCUCCGAGGACCACAUCGCCGUCGAAGCGAACGUCACUGCCGAGUUAGGGUUAGGCAUCGUCUGCUUCAUUCUCAUCAUCACCUCGUACGUGCGCAUUUUUCGGGUGGUGCUGAGGAUGCCGGCCGCCGAGGUACGGCCCAAAACCUUCUCCAACUACAUUCCCCACCUCGUCGUCGUCACUCUCUUUGUCAUGAAUUCUUUAUGUGCUUACUUGAAGCCACCCUUAGAUUCCCACUGA
Molecule: messenger RNA, 822 nt
Organism: Tachyglossus aculeatus (Australian echidna)
Lineage: Eukaryota; Metazoa; Chordata; Mammalia; Monotremata; Tachyglossidae
Product: olfactory receptor 14A2-like
Exons: 2
Coding region: 1-822 (273 amino acids)
Source: RefSeq, a predicted model, not a curated record